GCGAGCUUUAUGGUUAAGCUGUGUGUGCGUGUGUGCUGAUUGUUUAUUUGUUUGUGUUGUUUGUAAUGCGAGCGAAUUGUGUUAACCGUGUCAGGUGAGCGAGCUAAAGCCAUGCCUGUCAAUGUUCACUUCCACAUGACCCCAUAGACGGAUCCCAUGCCCAUGAUCAUGUGGUCCAUGGGAUGUGUCCGUCGGCAUUGGCGGUUGCUAAGGCUCCCCACGUCAUAUCGAAGCGCCCUUCGAUAUGGACUCCCCCGCCUGCUUUCCGUCCCCGCCCACCCGUCUGGUCAUCUGUGUGCUGUGCCCUCCUAUUCCCCGGCAAAUAUCGCCUCUUCUUUUGAGGGACGUUUCAUUUCGACCACGCACGCCCAUCCAGCCCACCGGUCUGAGUCCGCCUUACUCCAGUUUCGUACUAGCCGGGAUGUUCUGGACUCGAUCCUGAAGACCUUGAGCCAGACUCAAAGCGGGUCGUAUCCCUAUUUCCCGGUCACGGUUUCGGAUCCGAGCCCGACCGUGACCUAUGUGCAACGGGUGAUUGCCGAGUCCGAUCAGGUCGAUGACAAAGACGAAAUGGUGGCCUUGGUUCAGGCCAUUGUCCAAGCUGAGCAACAGCCUGCAUGUCCCGAUGUGGAACAGCGAUGUCUGGACAAGUUCCAAAGCUGGGUGGGCAAAACCAAAUUGGGCAUCGGGUUCCUGUUGUAUCAGAGUGAUAACCUGAAAUCCGGAGAGUUCCUCACUCGGGUCGUGGCUCAUUUAGGGCAGAAUCUGAACGCUCUGAAUACGCCGGAGUUUGUCACAUUCAUGCUCAUGAUCCAUUUCCGUCGACCGUGGAGCUUGGCCGAAUUGGUGGAGGUGUGUAAUCCCUCAUUGAUGCAUGAGAAGUUUGCCAAAUUACUCGAACUCAAACACCUCUCACCCGCCGAAAUUUGCGCUUGUUGUCUGGGAUUUCGAAGGGUUCAGGAUUUCCAGGUGACCAAUACCGAACUGAGAUUAUCUUUGUACGAGACGCUAUGUCGGUUUGCCACUCGAAAGCCACUCGAUGCUAUGGAUCAAUUGGUGAUUUUACAUCUGUGUUUGCUAAUCAACCAAGGACGAGGCUCCCUCAGUGACAACCCGGAAAUGGUGGCUUACACUUUGAGCUGUUUUCGGAAUGCUAUUCAGUUACUAGAUUUGGAGACCAGCUCCAAAGUCAUGACCUUGGGCAUGUUAAAUGGUGUGCAUGAUGAGCUCGUGACUGACCAGGUCCUCCAGAGGGUUAUCCACGAUCCAUCCCAUUUGUCAUUGAGAAGUUCCGUGACCUUAUUGAAUUUUCUCAUUCGAGUUGGAACUGAGGAUUUGUCCAGCUUGAAAGCGAUUCAAAAUCGGGUCCUGUCGUGUGUUCAAAACGUAACCCAACCAACUUUCCAAGAUCUGGCCGAUACUUGGUCCAGUUUGUUGCUAUGCUCUCUUCCAUUGGUGAUUGAUGAGAGCUAUUUCCGAGACACCUUGAGCCCAUUGUCCGAGUUAGUCUAUUCUAAUCAGAACUACCAUGAAAUGUCUGAUCAAGUCAUCACCGUUUUAUUCAAAAGUACCUUCCACGGGCGAUCCACUAUCAACAUAGCCGAAGUCAACUCCACCCCUGUCAAAAAGACCAAGUUCAUCAAAGGGAUCGUCCGACUGUUGGGAAUUCUCCAAAUCGACCGACCCGACUUGUACGAAAGUCUAAACCUAGACCCUUCCUGCAUAGAAUGUCUCUUUGUUCAUUUCCGGGAGCCGGUCCCAGCGGCGGUCACAUCCGAUACCGAAAAUCUCAAUAAUCUAUCCCCAAUCCUGCGGUUCCUUGCUCGGAGACGUCGAGACCUGAAUCAAAUCAUGGGCUUCGAAUCGGCAUGUGAUAUUGUGAGUGUGAUUCCACUCUUCACUAAUCCAAUGGUGGUGUUUGGUCACGUGGCCGGAAAUAGCAUGUGCGCCGAGGCGUACCUUGAACCGGAUCGCUUCGGAUAUUAUCGGGCACCGGAUGUGGGAGAAUGGGUCGUACUGAUUCCGAAACGAUCAAAGGCAACAGGUACCAUGGACUGGUAUUGGGAGGUAAUGGUGAGACAUCUUCACCUCUUGGGCUUCGAAGUGGCAGAAUUUGGGAGCUUGAAAGAGACAACGAGGGCUGUUGAAUUGGUGAAGAGCAUUCUCAUCGGACAUUUUCCGAGACCGUUUCUACCCAAAGAAUUUCGACAAACCCCUGUGGUUAAGUCGUCAGACAAGUAGGAACCGACAAUAGGCGGCGGCAUAUUUGCUUUGCCUUAAUAACGCAAUGUAUUGAUGACUGAAGCAUUAGAAAUGGAUCAUUAUUCUGGGAA
Molecule: messenger RNA, 2333 nt
Organism: Tigriopus californicus
Lineage: Eukaryota; Metazoa; Arthropoda; Copepoda; Harpacticoida; Harpacticidae
Exons: 6
Coding region: 157-2241 (694 amino acids)
Source: RefSeq, a predicted model, not a curated record